Messenger RNA from Trichogramma pretiosum, 2049 nucleotides. RefSeq names its product tubulin-specific chaperone E (gene Glo1). Gene Ontology annotation, molecular function: protein binding. The record is from RefSeq and is a predicted model, not a curated record. The coding region runs from base 338 to 1912 and encodes 524 amino acids. The transcript has 7 exons. Lineage: Eukaryota; Metazoa; Arthropoda; Insecta; Hymenoptera; Trichogrammatidae.
AUUAUGUGUACAUAGUCAAGUCAGUGCAGCUGCGAGCAGAAGGUUAGGUUUUUACCGCUGCGUCGAGCGAGGCUUUGUUUUCAUUGUGUAUAAAACUCAAAGAAGGGUGUCGUUCUUUUCCCCGAGGGAAAAAGCUCCGAGUUUUGGCCCUCGUGUCAAAUGUCGCUUUCGCACGUCGGUGGCUCGAUCGAAGUUACGCAGAGCAGUGCGAGUGCCGCGAUCAACGAGAGCUUUUGAUAGAAAAUCCCGCGACCGAGAGUUUUCACGCUUGCGAAUCUAUGAUUCGACUUUUACGCUCCGCCGACUUUGAUUCAUUCAAAUUAAUCGCAGAAAAAUUAUGGAAACCAAGAGUCGCGUUGGUGACAGAAUCGAAAGCGAUGGUUACAUUGGCACGGUGAAAUACGUGGGAGCGGUAGGCGUCACGCCAGGCGAAUGGUUGGGAAUCGAUUGGGACGAUCAUACUCGAGGGAAGCAUAAUGGAAUUUAUGAGGGAAUCAAAUACUUUGAGACCUGGCACAGGACAUCAGGCUCUUUCAUAAGGCCUGCAAAAGCAAAUUAUGGCUUUUCGUGUCCAGAGAUGAUAAAGUCUCGCUAUGGCUUUGUGGACGAUGAACUGGCUGGAAUCGACAGAGACACUAUAGCCAUCGUACAAAAGUCUUUCAAUGCACCCUUUGUUGAAAUGGUUGGUUUUUCAGAAGUCAAUAGAAAGCAAAGUACAUUUGAUCAGCUCAGGGUUGUGUGCUUGCGAGACAAGCUUGUGAGCAGUGCAGGUUGCCCUAACGAAUUGGCUACUUUGUGCCCCAUGAUUCAUGAAUUGGAUUUGUCUCGCAAUCUCAUUAAUUCUUGGAAAGUUGUAGCUGAAAUUUGCUUUCAACUGCAGUAUUUGAAAAAUCUUAACAUAAGUGAAAAUCAAUUACCUGUAGAAAAUCAAAUGGAUAAUUACAGAGAUGCAUUUUUAAAACUCACUCAUUUAACCAUGGGAAGAAUGAAGUACAAUUGGUUCGAUAUAUCCUGCUGCUUAAGUGCGUUUUCUUCUUUAGAAGAUUUGGUGGUUUCAUAUAAUUUGAUCGAAAGUAUCAGUGAUAUCAAGAGUAUUUCAAAACUUGACCAAUUGACAGAUUUAUCAUUAGAACAUAAUCUUAUAUCAGACUGGAAUGAAAUCUUAAAGUUAGGAAAGCUCCCUAGUUUAAGAAAUCUUAAUGUGAACUCCAACCAAAUUGAAAAAAUUGAAUUUCCUACAGUUAAUCAAACAGAUAAAACAGAACUUUUUCCUUGUUUGACACAGCUACAUAUUUCAAACAAUAAUAUAGCAGAGUGGAGAUCAAUUAGUGAACUAGAAAAGUUAAAUCACCUUGAAGAUCUUAAAUUUCGAGAGAAUCCCAUUUUAAAAGAGCAUAAUGUUGACACUUCAAUGCAAUUAGUUGUAGCUAGGAUAUCAAGUUUAAAAUAUUUUAAUGGAACAGAAAUACUUCCUUCUGAGAGGAGGGGAGCUGAGUAUGAUUACUUAAAACUAUACUCCAAAGUAUGGAAAACUAUGGAAAAACAGAAUCUGCCAAAAGAUGAAUUUAUUUUGAAUCAUCCAAGGUUUCCUGCGCUUGCAGAAAAAUACGGAGUGCCGGACACUUCAGAUGCUGUAAAAAAUACGCAGUUGUCGUCAAAUGUUAUAACGGUGGAGUUUAUAUGCCCUGAUAUUCCUAAUUUUCCACCAGUAAAGAAAAAGUUACUGAAAAAUAUGGAUGUACAGAAACUAAUGGGUAUUGUUCAAAGACUGUUUAGACUUAAUGGUAAACUUCCGACUCUCUCAUUCAUUCGACCUAAGGUUUCCGACGAUGAAAUACCGUUGGAUAAACCACUUCAAGAUCUUAAUUAUUACCUUAUAGACGAGGGUGAUUUAAUUGUCGUGCGUUGGUGAUAAUGCAAUUACUUAUAGUAUUUAUAGUUAUAAUAUAUGAGCUGUAUUUUUACACUGUUACAAUGUUGAUGAUUCACUACCAUACUUUGUUACUAAAAUUUUUUAAAUAUAUUUUGAAAAAAGCUAUUUUCACGCAA